Messenger RNA from Phalaenopsis equestris, 1487 nucleotides. Its product is annotated as protein NRT1/ PTR FAMILY 8.1-like. The record is from RefSeq and is a predicted model, not a curated record. Gene Ontology annotation, molecular function: transmembrane transporter activity. Gene Ontology annotation, biological process: transmembrane transport. The annotation marks the transcript as partial. The transcript has 3 exons. Lineage: Eukaryota; Viridiplantae; Streptophyta; Magnoliopsida; Asparagales; Orchidaceae. Gene Ontology annotation, cellular component: membrane.
AUGGCAAUGGGUACAACAGAUGCGGCCGGCGCUCUACCGGUGAAGUCGGCGACCACUCUGGUGAGCAACAACGCCGUUGAUUUUCGCGGGAGGAUUGCCGAUAAGGUCACCACUGGUGGAUGGAGAGCUGCGCCUUUCAUCAUCGUGAAUGAGGUGGCGGAGAGGAUGGCUUUCUAUGCAAUUGCGGUGAAUAUGGUGCUGUUCUUGGAGAAAGAGAUGCAUGAAGCCUUGCCGGAGGCGAGCACUCACGUCACCGAUUGGGUUGGCGCCGCCUUCGUCCUCACCAUUCUCGGCGCCUUUCUCGCCGAUGCUUAUUUCGGCCGCUUCAUCACCAUUCUCAUCUUCUCCUCCGUUUAUGCCGUGUCCUGGUACUUGAUCUGUGUUGAAACCCUUGAACAGGGAAUCGUACUUCUCACCUUAGCGGCCAGCAUCGACGCAUUCCGCCCCCCACCAUGCCAACUAAACGGCGGCGGCGGCGACUGCCGGCCGGCAACAAAAGGACAAAAUGACUUUCUUUUCGGAGCGCUCAGUCUGAUCGCGAUUGGAACCGGCGGCAUCAAGCCCUGCAUCUCCUCCUUCGGCGCCGACCAAUUCGACGAAUCCGACAUUAACGAGUCCCGCAAAAAGUACUCUUUUUUCAACUGGUUCUUCUUCGCCUUAAACGUCGGCGUCCUCAUCGGCAUCACGCUUGUCACCUACAUCGAAGAUCGCAAGGGCUGGGGUUGGGGCUUUGGGAUGUCGGCCAUCGCCACCGUGGCCUCCGUCGCCGCCCUGCUCUCCGGCAUCCCUUACUUCCGCCAUCAGCGUCCUCGAGGCAGCCCCUUCACUCGCUUUCUGCAAGUCAUCGUCGCCGCUUGCCGCAACCAAUUGAACGGAGUGAAAGUUGAGAGCAGAGAGCAGCUCUUCGAGGUUAUGACAGAGGAAUCCGUCAUCCACGGCGCGAGGAAGCUCCAGCAUACAAAUCAGUUCAUGUUUUUGGAUAAAGCGGCGGUGAAGACUGUCGCCGGAGAUAGCUUCGAAGUCAGCCGGUGGAGACUCUGUACCGUGACGCAGGUGGAGGAAUUCAAAUCGUUCUUAAGAGUGCUCCCAAUUUGGGCGGCGACAAUCGCGUUUCCCCUUGCUUUCGCCCAAAUCAAUCUUUUCAUUUCUCAAGCCGUAAUCAUGGACCGUCAUAUGGGCGGCGAUUUCACGGUUCCGCCGGGAUCGGUCGCCGUUUUUACGGCAGUAAACGCGGUUAUCUUCGUCCCUUUGUACGAAAGAUAUGGGGUCGGAAUGUUUAAGCGUUUCACAGGGAACCCGCGCGGGCUCACGUCUCUGCAGCGAGUGGGGAUCGGGUUGGCGAUCACAGUUCCGGCCUUUGCCAUCGCCGGCGGCGUGGAGCGCCAUAGGAGGAGCUCGGUGCCGACAAAGUUGACAUUUUGGUGGCUGUUUCCUCAGUAUUUUUUGCUGGGAUUUGCGGAGGUGUUUACUUAUGUUGGUCAGCUGGA